Messenger RNA from Uranotaenia lowii, 9081 nucleotides. RefSeq names its product leucine-rich repeat-containing G-protein coupled receptor 5A-like. The transcript has 16 exons. Gene Ontology annotation, molecular function: protein binding; protein-hormone receptor activity; G protein-coupled receptor activity. The record is from RefSeq and is a predicted model, not a curated record. Gene Ontology annotation, biological process: G protein-coupled receptor signaling pathway. Bases 2758 to 6681 code for a protein of 1307 amino acids. Lineage: Eukaryota; Metazoa; Arthropoda; Insecta; Diptera; Culicidae. Gene Ontology annotation, cellular component: membrane.
UCAACCAGAACGGAACGGUUUCUUGAAAGCUCUUCUCGUCGGCUUACCGGAUUUUCCUCUCUUUUAGAUCCAUUAGUGCAGAUCCAGCUAGGUUGUUGCUAGUAGUGGUUGUUUCUUUAGUAGUUGCUGGGUCCCUUCUAGUGUCCCCCUACUUCUGGUAGUCCCUUCAACCGCAACUGGUAUUGUUUUGUGGUUUGGGACAGUUCGGUCGUGUCCCUUCUUCAGAUUGUAGUGGACUCUUUAAACUGAUUGAUCCUUGAUGGAGGGAACAUCCUAGUGAAUCCUGGCGAAGUGUUGUGCUUUUGAAACUCGUAACGACGAGAUCCUGCCUUUAUUUUGAAGAGGUGGGAUUGUUAACUUAGUUUGGGGGAUGUGUGAAUUCGUUGCCGCGACUUAGAUUGCUCUAGUCGUGAUCAGCCGAUUCAGGGUGUUUUCGGGCUGGCGGGCUCACGUAUGUGCGAAGUGAUUUGUCUGUGCAGAAAGUGAAAAGUUUUACGACUGACCAUUCACGUAUAGAGUAUAGCGUUGAAUUUAGUGUAGUGCACACACACUGGAGGGAGUACACAGAAAACUGGUUUUCUCCACGGGGUACUUGCUCGGAGUUGAGAGUUGAACCUCGAGAACUUUUCGAGGUCUGUACCGGUUGAUCGGUCAGUGGUCAGUAGAUCAGCAAUGCGCUGGCUGGUGUGUUUGAGGUGUUUUAACAAGACUGUAAAAGUUUAAUAUGGAUCAAAUUAAAGUUCAUUAAAAAUUAACAGCCUGAGGUCUGUGGUUACACGAAAAAGCUGCCCUGUGCUGACUGAAACGCGACUUUAGUUCACAUGUGGCAGCCUGUGACGGGUGUAGUUCAUGAUCAAGUCCACCAGGUAUAGGAGCCGAUCGCCGAGAGCCUUACACGUUUUCGAUCCCAGCCAUCAGACGCUGGCGACGGACGUAGGAACUUUUUAAGAGUUGACGCGUCGUGAUAUCGGCAUCAAUCGGCGGCGAAGUCGCGCAAGGAAAUUCAUCAACGUUGUGCGCUUGGCCAGUCAAAGUGAAUUUGGUACCUCCAUGGGCGCACAAUAUUAUGCAAUCUCUGCCGGCCUCCUGUCUACCGUUCUCUUUCGAUCUCUCCGUGGCCAAGUAAUGCCGCCGUUUUUUUCUCCUUUCGUGUGCAGAAAUCCGCGCGCGCUUAGGCCAGAGCAAGUUUCAUUCAUUCAUGAUGUGUGUUAGCAAUUACUGUUACUGUUGUUGUUGUUGUUGUUGUCGCCAUCGUCAGUAAGAAGAGAAAACAAACUUUUCGCGUCUGGAGUGGAGUUCGGCUAAUUUGGCUCGACUCAGGCUUAUGCUACGUGAGCUGGGAGGCGAGUGCUCCAAUAAGAGGAGGUACCGAGCGUUGAUGUUGUGAAUAAUUUGUGAAUUUAUUAACGACAAGCAUAAGCGGUCCAGCGAGCGACUAAGUGAAAGCGAAAAUAAAGAAUGGCAAAAUAGUUAUUCAUAUCUACAUACAAGGAGGGGUUGCAAAAAAUGCUCCAGUAAAAAAAAUGUCACUGCAAAUGAAGCAUAAAAUUGUGCAGGAAGAGUGUUUUAUCACCUUGUCUGCAACAGCUCGGAAAUGAAAACGAGCACCGUGCAAGAGUAAUGUAAAAGUUCCAUGUGCAUUGGAGAUGAAAAUUACAACUGCUGCUAAAAGUGCCAUUUACUCACUUUUCUACCACCCAUGAAAACCGAAGCUGCCAUUCGAAGUGUUCCACUAAUCACCUGUUAAACAGUUUCCCAUUCAACGCGAAAAAAAUUACGCUCAUACGUGCUACCGUGCUCCAUAAUCCAAGAAAAAAAAAAAAAGAAUGUUUUACAAACCGUAACUUAAUUAAAACUCCAGAAAGUUACGGUCCCAGUGAAAAGGCAAGAUAAAUCACCAUUAGCAGGUGAAAUUAGUGAGUUAGUGCCAAACAGAUGGUGUUUUUUGGAUGUUGCGAGCUGCGAAAAAAGAAAUCCAAAACCAAAUCAAAUCCAAAAUAGAGAAGCCGCCGCUGCUCUGAUUCGGUUCCUCAAAUGUCUGGGUUUUCUAGCCAGUUGUUUUGGUUCUUUGAAGCUUAAGAUUCAGUCGGUGGGUUAAAUCGUCGUACAAAAUCGACUGGGUGUAGUGUGUGGUGAUGCACAAUUUCGUUAGAAUGCUUGGGGGUUAGGUCAAAAAAGUAAUGGGAAAAAACAAACUACCGAUGGAGCGUUAUAAUGAUGAUAAUAAUAACAACAAAACCAAGAAGCGGCAAACUCAGCAGAAGAAGCAAGCAGUCAAGUGUCUAAAACCUUUUGGGGUGUAAAAUUGAUGAGAAGCUGUCUUGUUUGCGGCGUUUGUUUGGGUGGCCAGUUUGGUUCCAGUGGGUUGGCGAUUCGUCUGACUUUGGAAAAAUAUGGACCCUGAAUGAUCCUGUAGUUGUUCCAUUAAGUGUAUCCAGCUUAUAACGGGUUAAAAAUAGUGUCUUGUGAUGACAUGCGUAUGCUUUGAAGGGCAAAGAAAGUUACUUAGGGAGUGUUCAACUUAAAAUUAUAAAUAACAAGAAUGAAAAUCAGAUACAGGCAUGAUUUGUUAUUGCUGCUUCCAGUGGACGGCGCUGGUGGUCAAGUUCAUGAUCGACGCUGUAAUCCGAACUUUAUAGUAUUCGUGUUUGGCAAGUGAUUUUCGGUUUUCGACUGCCACCUCUACAAAGUGAUUUUGCUUACCCCUGCUAGAAUCUUCAACUUGAAACCGUGUGAGAGAAAUUGAAUCAUACCAAAAUGGCAGUUCGUUUCACAAACCACCUGACGACGAAAGGUCACGUGGUUCUAGUACUCUUGGUGUUGUUACUCUUCCAAAGCUACAGUGCGAAGAUCGUUCAUGGACUGAGUCCGACCUUGCAGACGACCAGCCAGACGAAGAUGAUGCUGAAAGAAAGUCUGCUGAUACCCUCGAUUGAUCCGGAAAAGGAAGCCAAAGCCAUGUACGAGAAGGCUCUCCAACAGUAUGGAUUCGUGGGCAGAACGUUGAAGGAGAUCUGCAAACCUUGGCAGCUCAAGGGAUGUCAAUGUGCCGGUUCGUCCGAAGAGGUGGUGCUCAACUGUCGAGGGAUUGGCCUGGAAACGGUUCCAGUGGAUCUGCCUGCGGAACUUGUUAAACUUGACAUCAGCAACAACAACAUCUCUAGCUUACCAAAUAAGUCGUUCGAUAUGCUGCCGAACUUGGAAGAGCUAAUUCUCUCCAACAAUCGGAUAGAGCAAAUCGACAGCGAGGCGUUCUACGGGCUGACCAGUUUGAAAAAGUUAACCCUUCAAAACUGUGGCCUAGUUCGGAUACCGAGUGAUGCUUUGCGCAAAAUUCGCACCAUUUCGUCUCUACAGCUGGACAACAAUCUCAUCACCGGCGUUGAGAAUGUGACCUUUCGUGGGUUCAUCCAUCUGAAAAGUUUAAGACUGGAAGGCAAUCUGCUGCAACGGGUUCCGACGGAGGCGUUGAUCGGAUUGAGAUCACUAGAAGCUUUAAAUCUAGGAAGUAAUUUAUUGACUUACAUUAAGGCAGGCGAUUUUCCGCUUUUGGAGAAUCUACAUAUUUUAUUAGUUAAAAGAAAUCAAAUUAGUGAAAUCACAGCUGGUGCUUUAACCAAUUUAACUCGUUUAAAAAUUUUAGAAUUAGAUGAUAAUGUAUUAAGUUCAGUGCCUGUUGGAUUGGAAAAUCUUGGGAUGCUGCAAGAGCUGUCAGCAUCCGGCAACCGCAUCCAAUGGAUCUCGAAGGACGAUUUUCCCCGAAGUCUAGUCACGCUGGAGCUCAAAUCGAAUCCGCUGGUGGGCAUCAAGCCAGGUGCCCUGCAGAACAUGUCCCGACUUCGAAAGUUAAUUUUAUCCGAUGUUCGUGGACUCCAGGAACUACCUCCCCUCGAUGGAUGUUCUGCCCUCGAAGUGCUGCGGGUUGACAGAGCGAACCUAACCAAACUACCUGAUCAUAUGUGUAAAACUUCACCACGGUUAAGAAGUCUAGAUUUAAAACUAAACCGACUCAAGAGCAUUCCGAAUGUGACAAACUGUCGUGAUUUGCGAGUAUUAGAUAUAGCCGGCAAUAGUAUAAGUUCGCUCCAUGGAGCCCCAUUUGCUAGUCUUGGCCAGUUGCACGAUUUGCUGCUCUCCGGCAACGAAAUAGAAUCGAUUCCCCACGACGCCUUCAUUGGGCUUCCGCGAUUGCAAGUGCUUGAUUUGGAAUCGAAUCACAUAUACUUCAUCCACCCGGACGCCUUCAGGCCGCUGCUCAGGUUGGAAGAUCUAAACCUCGGGAAUAAUGUCUUUCCCCAGCUGCCCUCGGUUGGUCUCGGCCGGUUGCUGCAUCUGAAGACGUUCAACAAUCCCAACUUGCGGGAAUUUCCCCCGCCGGAAUCUUUUCCGCGGAUUCAGACGCUGGCCCUAGCUUAUGCCUAUCAUUGCUGUGCGUUCCUGCCGCUGAUGGCCAGUGCCCCGCGGAUCCAAAAGCAGCAUCCAAUCAAGGAAGAAGUUCUAUUUCCUACCGACAACGAGUUCGAUAUGAGCCUGUGGAACAACAGCUACAACGACAUCUGGCCGCAGCUUCAAAAUCUCAGCAAGAAGUUCGGAACUCAGAUCAACGAUCUGCUGCAUGUGUACGGUCCGGAGUAUUAUCCUGGAGGAAUGCCCACCUAUCCGGAGGAAUACUUCGAAGAGGAGGGAGGAGUUACUCAUCCGGUGCCAACAACAUCCCCGGGAGGAAUUCAAUGUCUGCCGGAACCCGGUCCAUUCAUGCCGUGCCAGGAUCUGUUUGACUGGUGGACACUUCGUUGUGGCGUUUGGGUUGUAUUUCUACUGGCGAUGCUCGGUAAUGGAACAGUCGUUUUCGUGCUGAUCUUUUCUCGGUCGAAGAUGGAUGUUCCUAGAUUUUUGGUAUGCAACCUUGCUGCUGCCGACUUUUUUAUGGGCAUCUAUUUGGGGUUUCUAGCAGUCGUAGACGCUUCGACCCUUGGUGAAUUCAGGAUGUAUGCGAUACCUUGGCAAAUGAGCGCAGGUUGCAAAUUGUCUGGGUUUCUGGCGGUGCUGUCAUCGGAACUGUCGGUGUAUACUCUAGCAGUGAUCACCCUGGAGCGGAAUUACGCUAUAACCCACGCAAUGCAUUUGAACAAAAGAUUAUCACUUAGGCAUGCAGGUUACAUCAUGACCAUCGGAUGGACAUUUGCUAUCACAAUGGCUAUCUUGCCAUUGUUCGGAGUUUCCGAUUAUCGAGUCUUCGCCGUGUGUCUGCCGUUCGAGAUCAACAACGGAUCGGGCAGCCUGUUCUACGUCGUUUUCCUAAUGUUCAUCAAUGGAGUUGCUUUUCUGAUCCUAAUGGGAUGCUACCUCAAGAUGUACUGUGCCAUAAGAGGUUCCCAAGCGUGGAACUCGAACGACUCGCGAAUAGCGAAACGGAUGGCCCUUCUAGUCUUUACCGAUUUUAUCUGCUGGUCACCCAUCGCAUUUUUCUCACUAACUGCCAUUUUUGGUCUCCAUCUCAUAUCUCUAGAACAAGCCAAAGUAUUUACCGUGUUCGUCCUUCCCCUGAAUUCCUGCUGUAAUCCCUUUCUUUACGCCAUCCUAACCAAACAGUUCAAGAAAGACUGCGUCCUCAUCUGUAAAGCAAUCGAGGAAUCUCGAGUAACUCGGGGCAUUGGCCGAUGUCGCCAUAGCUCGAACUUCAGCAACCGGCAAACGCCGGCCAACACCAAUUCUCUGAUGGAGCGAUCGUCCAGAGAACUUCCACCGCUACUGCCCGGACAAACGUGCAAUUGCACAGCCAAACUGAUGGAACAGGAAAAUCUCCGACGGCGAUUCGCACAACAGAGCACAUUUUCCAAAACUUGGCGCCGAUUGUUAUGCAAUCUUGGCCAGCGGGGCGAAGGUCAUCGAAAUGGCCGAGGAGGAGACCAGUACGCUUACCAGAUUGCUGAAAUCCAGCAGAAGCAGCACAAACGAACCGGAUCCGUAUCGUCGAGUGAAAAUUUCAGCUCGUCCAGGUCGGAUUCGUGGCGACAUGCUCAACAUCAUUGUGGUAUCCCGCUGCGCCUUUUGGAUCCACGACGGCGGCACACUUCCUGGUUGAUCACCCGGAAAACGUCUCAGGAUUCAAAUCUCUCAAGUUCUCGCAAUGACAGUUCUGGUUCAACGGCUACCCAGAGCACUGGCACCUGGCGAAUAUCGCGAUCCAGUGCGAGCAACUCGGUCGUGCUGCCGGGCGUCAAGAUCGACGGCGUUCCACAUGUGCAUCAACACAAUGGUCCCCGGCAAUCGAUUCCCGGAGGUAAACCGCGACUGGUGCGCCAAUCGGCCGUCCAUGACGAUUCCCAGGAACUGUCCUGUUCGCCGCCAAGACUGGGCGUUCGCUUCCUUCCUACAAUUCCUUCAGCAGCCGACAGUAGCGUCCAGCUGGAUGAUGACACGGCGGAAGCUCACUCGAGUCCCGAAUCCAGCCACAGUCAUAACAGCCAGCACAGCCACAGCGAAGAUCCGGACGACGACGGAAUCAUAGUGAUCACCAGCAACAGUAGUAAUGUGGCCGAAAGUUCCGGAAUCCGACGGGGUUCCGGAACCACGGACAACGCCCAGAUGUCUCCGACCCCGUUCUACGCCAUUCUGCACGGUGGCAACCCUCAGGCAACCGUUUCUAGUCUCAAAGAUAAAACCAAUAAGCCACCGUGAACCAGGCGAGCUGACAAGGUUUAAAUUGAUUUUUUUUAGUUCUAUUUUUUAACAACACACAAUUAGAGGGUGCUCUCUUUAGACUUAGAAAGUGCUUAGUCAGUUGUAUUUAAUUAAUUUUGUCAAUAUCAAUAAUCACUCCACCCAAAAGGACAUUAACUUGUUGGUCGCUCAAAUAUUAGCCGGAAUGAGACGAUAAACAGUCGAAUCAUCCAGUUCUGUAAAAAAAAAACUAUAGCUUGACUCUAUAAAUAACGGCGCUCUAGCGUUUAGAGAAAGGGAAGAAUACCGAAACAGUGUGAUACUAAAAAUACUUUUUACUGUAAAUAACACUAUUUGUAGUAAUUUAUUUCUAGCAGAUCGGUUAAAUAUUUAGGAUAGCAUUAUAAAAGAGGGCAUUUACGAGGGGGGAAGAAAUUCAAAUCCAAAAUUCACUAACGGUUUGAAAAAUAAACAACGUGCCCAACAAUCUAGUCAAAAAGAGUGUGCGAAGUUCAUCACGAAUACCAGUAUGGAGCGAAACUUGUACGCAAGCAGAGCUAAAGUUGUACACAGCCCGGAAUGAAAAAGCUUCGACAAAGCUUUUCGUCGGCCGUCUUCGUCUGAGUAUCGUUCAAGCGGUUGGACAUAUUUUCCAGUUUGCCAUGAGCUUCCAUAAAAAGAAAAUUGAAUGCAAGAUAAUGUACUGAUCUAGAAGAGGCGUAACGCGGGUUGAUUGCUGAGGUGAGAAAACUAUGUAUCUCACUAAAAUUUUCCACAAGAUUCACAUUUAUUCAUUCAUUUUUCAACUAAACUUUUUUAUUCUAAUUUUAUUUAUCAACUGUAAAUAAUUAUGUAUUUUGGAACAAUUAAAGAAGCUCAUUUUAAAUAUGGAAUACAUUUUAUACAUUUCUGGACACACGGAAAACAAGGCGUUGAUUAACAGGGCUUCAAUGUUAUGUUAUGACAACCAGAACGAUCUAAAAAAAAAAGAUUCUCCAAAAACAAAUCCUGACCAUUUUUUCUGCGUUCAAAAAAUUCUAUUCAAUUUUUCUAUUCAAAAUUCAAAAAUCUUUUUCUGAAUUUUGUUAUCAAAUUCAAAAAUUGUUCUCUUACAAAUUCUGCUCUUUACUUUGCAUUCGGAAACAACAUUUGAUAUUUCAUGCUUAUAUUUUUAUGUCAGUUUUUAUUUAAUUGAAAUCCUGGAUUAACAUUUUGCGCGAAUUCUUGGAAAGACUCUGCCUUAUAAUUGAUCUUAGAAGACUAAUCCAUUUAAGUUUUGCCCUUAUCAUCAACAACGAGUCGCUCGUCACUUCUAGACUGUGCAAGCACAUCACCUGAAAUGUGUAUUACAACUACUGCAAAUCAAACUGAAGAAAUAAUACAAAUUGAAACCGUGAAAUUCACCGUCCACAGACAAUAAAACCCCAAAAUAUCCCACAAAAACACACAAAAGAGCGGAAAUUGACGUAACAAACCGAAUUAAAGUUCUCUAACACUUUCUCUCUCUAUCUAUAUAAGUCACAACACUCAAACGAUACCAACUAGAAAUUAGAAACAUAUUUUUAUAUCAAAAGUCUGAACUAAAACUAAUCGAAAGCUGCCAAAAAGAACAAACAAAUCAAAAUUGUAAAAAUGACAUCCUAGUUUAGCGUGAUUUUUGUUAAAAUUUACAUAGGAAACAUGUGUAGUGAAAAAAAAAACCAUUGAAAAAUCUCACUGCCAUUCGGAAUAGGAUCUGGUGAUUUUUUAUUUUUGAAAUUUAUCUUAGGAAUAGCAACAGUGAACACAUUUUUACAAAAGAGAAAUUAAAAAAUCAGGCAAAGAAGGGAUUGAAUUUAGGCUAGGCGAAAUGGAUCGUGAUACCAAAUUGUGGAGCAACCAGAAUUUGCGCAACCGAGAGAAUUAGCGAGUAAACAUUAUACUCAACGUACAUAAACAUACUAAGCUCUUGAAAUCUGUACUUAAGAGAAAAUUAUACGAUACAGUAUUAUUUCACUUAAUUCAAAGUGUGUGAAAGUGUUGAAGCAAGCAGAGAGAAACCAAGCCUGUAAAUAUUGAGAGUGAACGGUGGCCGUUUAAGUAAUGAAAUUUAAAACAAAACAAAACUUCGAAUAAUCCCAAAAACUAUAAGCCCAGUUACGAUGUGAAUCAACCUAUACUCGUUGCAUGUUUGAACAAAAUAAUGAAAUGUGUUAGGAAUGGUACUAAGAAAAAAAAACCUAAGCAAGGGAGAGUUAAUGUUUCGCAGCAGAUGAACGAAUGAAAGAUGUUCCUUUUUGAUGAACUGGUUCGGCCGAAGCGAAGGAGCAGAUAGAUAUUAUUUAUUUAUUCGAGUUAGUAUAAAAAAAACACUCAAACAAAAUAACCAAUUUUACAGGUCCGAUAACUUUAAAAGUUAUUGAAUGCAAAUGUGUAUAA